AAGAGCAAACAUUUUCAAGUUUAACAUGUUUUCAGACCAUAGGACCAUAGAGACCUCCGAAUUCCGGUAUAUAUAUUUUCAAAUACAAACCCCGUUUCUAUAUGAGUUGGGAAAUUGUGUUAGAUGUAAAUAUAAACGGAAUACAAUUAUUUGCAAAUUAUUUUCAACCAAUUUUCAGUUGAAUAUGCUACAAAGACAACAUAUUUGAUGUUCAAACUGAUAAACGUAUUUUUUUUUUGUGUGCAAAUAAUCAUUAACUUUAGAAUUUGAUGCCAGCAACACGUGACAAAGAAGUUGGGAAAGGUGGCAAUAAAUACUGAUAAAGUUGAGGAAUGCUCAUCAAACACUUAUUUGGAACAACCCACAGGUGUGCACUCUAAUUGGGAGCAGGUGGGUGCCAUGAUUGGGUAUAAAAACAGCUUCCUAGUCUUUCACAAGAAAGGAUGGGGCGAGGUACACCCCUUUGUCCACAACUGCGUGAGCAAAUAGUCAAACAGUUUAAGAACAACGUUUCUCAAAGUGCAAUUGCAAGAAAUUUAGGGAUUUCAACAUCUACGGUCCAUAAUAUCAUCAAAAGGUUCAGAGAAUCUGGAGAAAUCACCCCACGUACCAACAUUAAAUGAGCGUGACAUUCGUUCCCUCAGACGGCACUGUAUCAAAAACCGACAUCAAUCUCUAAAGGAUAUCACCACAUGGGCUCAGGAACGCUUCAGAAAACCACUGUCACUAAAUACAGUUGGUCGCUACAUCUUUAAGUGCAAGUUAAAGCUGUACUAUGCAAAGCGAAAGCCAUUUAUCAACAACAUCCAGAAACGCCGCCGACUUUUCUGGGCCCACGAUGACCUAAGAUGGACUGAUGCAUAGUGGAAAAAUGUUCUGUGGUCUGACGAGUCCAGAUUUCAAAUUGUGUCCUCCUGAACAAAGAGGAAAAGAACCAUCCGGAUUGUUAUAGGUGCAAAGUUGAAAAGCCAGCAUCUGUGAUGGUAUGGGGGUGCAUUACUGCCCAAGGCAUGGGUAACUUACACAUCUGUGAAGGCACCAUUAACGCUGGAAGGUACACACAGGUUUUGGAGCGACAUAUGUUGCCAUCUAGGCAACGUUAUCAUGGACGCCCCUGCUUAUUUCAGCAAGACGAUGCCAAGCCACGUGUUACAUACAUAGUUUUGACUUUUCAGUGUGCAGAAGGGGCUCUUUGUGGAAAAGAUUUAGACACCUCUGAUCUAAAAUAUUAGAAGCUCUUCAAAUAAAAUUAAAACAAAUAUAUAAAACAAUGUUUAGCUAGGUAAUUUGAAAAUAAAACUAAUAGUAACCUACGAACUAAUUGAUCCUAAAAAAUAACAACAAUUAUAAACACUAUUAAAUGUGUAACUGUACAUUAAAAUGUUCAUAUAGGCAGACAUACUAGGUUAUGCAGUUACACAAUCGUAUUAUUAUCAUUAUUUUUUUAAUUAUUAUUAUAAGUAAAAUAAUUACUAUUACUCUAUUCUUACAGAGGGAAAACAGCAACAGUAAAAUUGUAACAAAAAUAGCAAAAUAAUCGGUAUGUAAUGAGAAAAAGCUGAGCUGUUCUAAAUAAUUAUUAAUAAUGUUAUACUUGGUCACCUAUAAAAAAAUAAGAAAAUAAAAAUUAAUAAAAAUAUCCCAGUAUUCGGGAUAUGGUGGAAAAAGUUUGGACACCCCUUUUUAUUUAUGCAAUACACAAACCUGACAGAAGAUGGAGACAGAUUUUAACGUUUAAUCUAAAAGACAACACGUCGUGUCUGUAUUUGUAUCCAAUUAUAUACAGUGUAACUCUCAUAAGUGGCAUAAUGUCGAGACGUAUCUCCCUCUCAGAGUCGCUUGGAAAUGUUAUAUUGUUGCAGUUUAUUGUAAAUGUACAUUUUAACAACAUAUUAGGCAGUAAAUAGUAACUUUCCCAGCCUUUUUUUUUUAAAAAAGAAACCCCUCCCACUUCGAAGGUAAAACCACGUGACUUCAUACAGCCUAUAAAAUCAGUCGGUCGCUUUUAUGCUCUGACCAAUCACAAGUGAGUUGAAGCAAACCCAACUUCCUGUUUAACGUGACACAAGGAAGUGAAAAAAGGCGGUAAUCUGCUUUAAAACUCCACCGGGGGAAAGACAAACAACUAGAGGGACGUUCCGUCUUUGCCGGACCUUUCGGUUUAACGGGAGUAAACUGGAUUUGACAUCGACAGCGACCUGAAGUGUCUGAUAACGUUGCAAUGGAAUCUUCGCUGAUUGGAUAUACAACUGCAGGGGCAUGCCGAUGGCAGCUGUUGACAGCUGAGGAGUGGUUUUGCUGUGGCUCAAGUGUGGAUCUAAUCAGUGCAGUGUGUGGGUUUGAUACGGGCGUGCUACUUGGGCGCUUGGACUAUGACCGUGAGCGACCAAAGGGCCUUCUUGGUGGACCUGGGUGGCGGCUUCAAUGAGGAUGCUCCCAGACCUCCGGUCCCUGGGGAAGAAGGCGAGCUGGUACUCACCGCCGGCCGCCAGUACCACCACCCUGCCUUUCCAUCCAAGAACCUUAAAUGUGAGGCGUCCGUUGCUACCCCCAGGCGACCUGACCUGGACUUGGGCUAUGAGCCGGAGGGCAGCGCCUCCCCGACUCCGCCUUACGUGAGAUGGGCGGAGUCCCUUCACUCCCUCCUGGAUGACCAGGAUGGCAUCCAUCUGUUUAGGACGUUUGUCAAACAGGAGGCAUGCGUCGACCUGUUGGACUUCUGGUUUGCUUGCAGCGGUUUCCGCAAGCUUGAAGCCAGCAAGGGCAUUGACGACAAGCGUUUAAAACUGGCCAAAGCCAUCUAUAAGAAAUACAUCCUGGACAACAACGGCAUCGUUUCCAGGCAGAUCAAACCAGCCACUAAGUCCUUCAUCAAAGACUGUGUGAUGAAGCAGCACAUCGAUUCCGCCAUGUUUGACCAGGCUCAGACCGAGAUCCAGACCAUGAUGGAGGAAAACACCUACCCUUUAUUCCUUAAAUCCGACAUAUAUUUAGAAAGCACGCAGGCGCAAGGUGAGAGUCCCAAAUUGUACGCCGAUCAAAGUCCAACUUCCGGCAGCGGAAAAAGCCUGGUGGGUUAUUUGCCGACGUUAAAUGAGCACGAGGAAUGGAGAUGCGACCAAGACCCUGAAGAGAUGCCUGAUUGUGACCCUACUCCCAGCAGCAGGCUCACGCAGAGACUGCUCAUGGAAACGCCUCAACAACGAACCGCCAACAGAUUCCAGGAUGAGUACAGACUUGCCACCUGUCGGGAGCCCGCCAACCGCUACUAUGCCAACGCCGGUCAUGCAUUGGCGCCCGCCACCAGCGCCAACGACAGUGAGCAGCAGAGUAUGUCCAGCGACGGGGACACACUUUCCCUCACAGACAGCAGUGUCGAUGGUGUCCCACCCUACAGAUACCAUAAGCCUCAUCGGCGGGAGAUGCAAGAGAGCGCUCGAGCAAACGGGCGUGUGCCUUUGCCUCUCAUCCCUCGCACAAACAGGAUUCCGAAGGACAUCCACGUUGUGCCGGAGCGCUUUGCCGCUGACCUGAUCCUCCGCUUGGAGGGCGUUCUGCGAGAGCGGGAGACAGAAGAGCGUCUGGAGAGUCUACGACUGGAAGAGGAAGUCGAUGAAAUGAGCACGUCUUUUGCCAACCAUCGGUUCCCCGACGCUGUUCAUCCGCAGAAUUCCAACUAUGCCGACUACUUCCUGAGGGACUCCCACGAGGAGAACCCGGAGAGCAUUCUGGAUGACCACGUCCAGCGCGUCAUGAAGACUCCCGGCUGCCAGUCGCCAGGAACGGGACGCCAUUCUCCCAAGUCUUGCUCGCCAAGUGGCUUCUUAGGGAGUAAAGGGACUACGGUGCCAUCUUUGAGUAAAUACGCAUCCAGGCAUUGUCUCAAGGGAGAGUCCGGCCACAUGCACCACUACAAAGCUGGGGUCGGGAAGUCCAAAGAGCAAAUGGAUUCGCCCUGGGGAGAAGACGUGGGUCAUGGACCUAAGUCUUGCAUGUUUGCAGAUGGAUUCACAAACAUGGAGCAUAUAAGUCACGGAAGCAAAGGCGGUCUGCAGUGUAGGCGAGCAUGCAAGCGUGGGGAGGAGGUGCCAGGUCCUGUAGAUGACAUGGAGAAGAACCAGAAGAUCUUCUUAUGGCUGAUGGAGGGGCAGAAGGAGAUGAUCCGACACAAAAGGAGUCCCUAUGGCAGCACCACAGGCUCCAAGAAGGUUCCCGGCUCAGCCUGGGACAACGUGCAGCCAUCGCAUCCUUUCAUCCAGGACCCCACCAUGCCCCCCAACCCGGCCCCGAGCCCCCUCAUCCAGCUGGAGGAGGUCCGCCGGCGACUGGAGGAGGAGAAAAUCAAGUCUGGAGUUUUGCAGCCCAAGCAGAGGUAUGUGAUGGAGGUCAUCCAGCGAGGUCGCACUGCGGUCAGGCCUGCACUUGUCCCUCCACUCAGCAUGGUGCCUGACGUUUCUGACUGCGCGCCCUCCGAGCCCGAACACAAAGCUCAUCAGAAGCAACCCUGCGACAACACCACGGUAGCGUAUUAUUUUUGCGGGGAGCCAAUACCGUACAGGACGUCUGUCAAAGGGCGACUGGUGACGCUCGGCCAGUUUAAAGAGCUGCUGACCAAGAAAGGGAACUACAAGUAUUACUUUAAAAAGAAGAGCGACGAGUUUGACUGCGGGGUGGUGUUCGAAGAGGUGCGUGAGGACGACGCCACCUUGCCGAUAUUUGAGGAGAAGAUUAUCGGGAAAGUGGAGAAGAUCGACUGAAGAGCGACGAGAGGAAGGCAACGUACGUAGGCCGGAAGGUGAACAGGAAGUGAGGAGCAGGUCGGCAAAAGUCACUUGUAGCUUUGUAACGUUUAUUAGCCGGAUGGAAAAAAAAAACAAAAGCGCUGCAUAUUUUGUACAGUUCUUUCUAAAGUCAACUUUUUAUACAUUAUAUGUAUGGAUACCAGAUGUGUACAGUUUGUGUAACAAAUAACUACAUUUUAUAUCUAUUUAACUAUUUAAAGUGCUAAUUUGCAAUCUUAGUGAAAAGCCCCUGAUGAAGACGAUCACUAUCCUUUUUUUUUUAUUGAAAGGGUUUAUAUUUAUUUGCCUCUUGCGUCGCUAAUGUUUUUGUUUUUUUAAGUAAUUUAUUCGGAGACAAUUUAGCAGCACUUUUCGAAGGUUUUAUUUUAUUUGGUUCUCUUUGGCACGGGCAGUUGUAAUAGCUUGUAUUGGCCUCGAUGGUGGCGCUGUUCCUAUAUAGGCCGUCUUGUCACAAGGCCGCGAUUGGGAUAGAAAAAUGAAUUGAACUGAAGUACGCUAAUCUUACUUUUAUCGGCUAUAAGGGGUGUAACGGUACACAAAAAUGUCGGUUCGGUACGUACCUCGGUUUAGAGGUCACGGUUCGGUUCAUUUUCGGUACAGUAAGAAAACAACAAAAUAUACAUUUUUUGGUUCUUUAUUUACCAAAUUUGUAAACACUGGCUUUAUCCUUUUAACAUUGGGAACACUAUAAUAAUUCUGCCCACGUUAAUCAACAUUAAACUGCCUCAAAUUGUUGCUCAGAUUAACUAAAAUGGCAAAACUUUUCUUCCACAUAUAAAAAGUGCAUCAUUAAACAGUUUCAAGUCAACUCAUCAUGCUUGAUUUAUCACAGUAUUUGGGAAUCCUGUAGUUCAUGGGUGUCAAACUCUGGCCCGCGGGCCAAAUUUGGCCCGCCGUGUAAUUUCAUUUGGCCCUUGAGGCAAUAUCAAAUUAACACUAACACCACAUUCACCGCUAAUACUCGUACUCGUCAACCCUCCGAAUUUUCCCGGGAGACUCCCGAAGUUCAGUGCCCCUCCCGAAUUUCUCCCAAUUUCCACCCGGACAAUAAUAUUGGGGGCGGGCCGUAAAAGCACUGCUUUUGGCGUUCUCUACAUGUCGCCACGUCCGCUUUUCUUCCAUAAAAACAGCGUGCCGGCCCACUCUCAUAAUAUAUGCGGCUCAUACACACACACAAAUGUAUGCAAGGCAUACUUGGUCAACAGUCAUACAGGUCACACUGAGGGUGGCCGUAUAAACAAGGUUAACACUGUUACAAAUAUGCGCUACACUGAGAACCCACACCAAACAAGAAUGACAAACACAUUUCGGGAGAACGUCCGCACCGUAACACAACAUAAACACAACCGGACAAAUAUCCAGAACCCCUAGCAUCACUAACUCUUCCGGGACGCUACAAUAUACACCCCCGCUACCACCAAACCCCGCCCCAACUCAAACUUGCCGCCGAAAAAAGGCAUUAAAUUUGUGUUUUUAUUUUAUUUGAUAUGCCAUUGAUAUGUUUUAAUUAUUAUUAUUUAAAACUCAUGUCACUAUAAAGUUAUAUAAGCCUUACUUGGUCAAUGUUUAAUGCAAAACUUGUUUGGGUCCCUAUUAAAGGAUUAAUUUGUUCAACCUCGGCCCACGGCUUUGUUCAGUUUUAAAUUUUGGCCCACUCUGUAUUUGAGUUUGACACCCCUGCUGUAGUUGAUUUUUAUUAUGUAAAUGUUUUAUUUUCCUCGACGUGAUAGCAGGGACCCUGCCAUUCAAAGCUUUUCUGUCCGCACACACACACACCGCAAAAUGAGCUAACGUUACGCUAAAAGCUAAUUAGCCUUCACCUCAGGCCAGAACUGCGAGCGAGCUAAGCUGCAGUUUAAGUUUCUAGAACAGGGGUAGGGGACCUAUGGCUCUAGAGCCAAAUGUGGCUCUUUUGAUGACUGCACCUGGCUCUCUGAUAAAUCUUAGCUGACAUUGCUUAACACGAUAAGUAAUUAAUAAUUCCGCUGGUAAUCAGUGUUAAAAAUAACGUUCAAAUUAUAAAACAUUCUCAUGCAUUUUCUACCGCACUUGUUCAAAAUGUCGCAUUAAUGGUAAGAAGUAUUAUAUUUAUCAUUGGUUAACUUUAACAUAACAAUGUUAUUAAAAAGAAUAAGACACUUAUUAUACUCUAAAAAAUGUUAGUCUUACUUAAAAAUGCACGCAUUUAGUUGUAUUCAGUGCUAAACAAUAUUUUAUAGCUCUCACGGAAAUACAUUUUGAAAUAUUUGGCUCUCUCAGCCAAAAAGGUUCCCGACCCCUGUUCUAGAAGGUCAACAUGCUCAUAGUGAUGUUAAUAGUUGUUGACUGGGAGGUGUUUAUCAUCAUUUGGGGAGAGUAUGCAGCCUUAUGCUCACCUGCUAAACACUUAUCUGCUCGACACUGAAGCAUUUACUACAUGCGCUCUGAAUUCGCACUACUGAUUGGCUGUUACCGCUAUAUAUGUAAACCAAUCAGAUGGUUGUGUGAGUGGGACAAUGCUGGGUGCUGAGAGGCAGAAGAAGCAUAGCAGCUUGUUAAGACUUUAGCUUAGAAACUUGUUCUGUACACCCCCGUACCGAAACGGUUCAACACAAAUACACGUACCGUUACACCCCUAUCGGCUAUUUAUUCCAUUGUUGUGUCACUUUGCCUAACACUGAGCAAGAAGUCCAACACGUCAUUGUAGAGUUGAAUAUCUAUGCAAUCUGCUGACUCUUGAUCUACUGUAAUAGGGCUUCCGGAUAUUUCUGUCGCGAAACCUACGACUCAUCUUUGUUAAAUUAUCCAAGCAUUUGAAUGGAAGCGCCUUCUAGCAGCAAUUCCUCGGUUCACUUUGGGUGCCUAAGUCCUCAGUCAGGUGCCUGGCGGAAUUGUAAAUACCCAGCAUGAAGGAUGGCGGCGCUUUGACGAUAGAUACCUAUAGGCGUGAAGCGUAAAGUUUAAAAAAGUUUAAGAAGCUAAUGAAUGUACAUGUUAAAUUUAACUUGAAUUUAUUUUGUAUGGUUUUUGAUGACACCCUUGGUGUAUCUUUGAUGCAACAGCAGGGACACAAUCCUUCAUUUUACAAGCCGGUAUUGGUUUGAAUCGGAAUCAGAUUUAUUGGCCAAGUUGUAUUUAGCCGCUGCUCGGAAGUUUACACUUACAAACCCCAAAACCCAGUGAAGUUGGCACGUUGUGUAAAUGGUAAAUAAAAACAGAAUACAAUGAUUUGCAAAGCCUUUUCAACCUAUUUAUAGACUGCAAAGACAAAGAUGCUUAACGUUCGAACUGGAAAAUAUUGUUAUUUUUUCGCAAAUUAGCUCAUUCGGAAUUUGAUGUCCGCGAUGUGUUUCAAAAAUGUGGCAAAAAAGAGUGAGAAAGUUGAGGAAUGCUCAUCAAACACUUAUUUGGAACAUCCCACAGGUGAACAGGCUCAAUGGUCACAAGUGGGUGCCAUGAUUGGGUACGAAAGCAGCUUCCAUGAAAUGCUAAGUCAUUCACAGACAAGGACUUUGUGACCGAAUACGUGAGCAAAUUGCCCGUCAGAUUAAGAACAACAUUUCUCAACGAGUUUUAGCAAGGAAUUUAGGGAUUUUACCGUCUAAAGUCUGUAACUUCAUCAAAAGGUUCAGAGAAUCUGGAGAAAUCACUACACGUAAGAUUGAAUGCUCUCAGGCGGUACCGCGUCAAAAAGCGACAUCAGUGUGUAAAGGAUAUCACCACAUGGACUCAGGAACACUUCAGAAAACCACUGCCAGUAACUACAGUUUGUCGCUUCAUCUGUAAGUGAAAGUUAAAACUCUACACUGCAAAAGGAAAAAAAAAAAACACUUAUCAACAACACCCAGAAACGCCGCCGGCUUCGUUGGGCCCCAGCUCAUCUAAGAUGGACUGAUGCAAAGUGGAAAAGUGUUCUGUGGUCUGACGAGUCCACAUUUCAAAUUUGUUUUUGGAAACUGUGGACGUCGUGUCCUCCGGAACGAAGAGGGAAAGAACCAUCUGGAUUGUUCUCGGCUCAAAGUUCAAAAGCCAGCAUCUGUGAUGGUAUGGGGGUGUAUUAGUGCCCAAGGCACGGGUAACUUACACAUCUGUGAAGGCACCAUUAACGCUGAAAGGUACAUACAGGUUUUGGAGCAACAUAUGUUGCCAUCCAAGCAACGUUAUCAUGGACGCCCCUGCUUAUUUCAGCAAGACAAUGGCAAGCUAUGUUAUAACACCGUGGCUUCAUAGUAAAAGUGUGCGGGUACUAGACCGGCCUGCCUGUAGUCCAGACCUGUCUCCCAUUGAAAAUGUGUAGUGCAUUAUGAAGCCUAAAAUACCACAACAGAGACCCCGGACUGUUGAACUACAUCAAGCAAGAAUGGGAAAGAAUUCCACCUGAAAAGCUUCAAAAAUGUGUCUGCUCAGUUCCCAAACGUUUACGUAGUGUUGUUAAAAGUAAGACAGUGGUAAAAAUGCCCCUGUGAGAACUUUUUUGCAAUGUGUUGCUGCCAUUAAAUUAUAAGUUAAUGAUUAUUUGCAAUCAGUUGGAACAUUAAAUAUCUUGUCUUUGCAGUCUGUUCAAUUGAAUUUAAGUUAAAAAGGAUCUGCAAAUCAUCGUAUUCUGUUUUUAUUUACAAAAUACACGUGCCAAAUUCACCGCUUUUGUGUAUUUUUGACAUAUUGUCACGCUAGUACAAAAAAAAAACCUUCAUUGAAAGUAUUCAUUGUACCUGAAAGCAUUUCCAGUCGUUGUCAUGGUAACAGCAGAAGAAUUCACAAAAGAUGUUUUUUAAGACAUGAACAUUUUUUUAUUUUUUUUUACCGCACUCUUUAUUGAUGGAUGUGCAUAAGCGUCACAAGAGGUGGAUCUUGAAAUCUCACGUGGGCUUACGGAAUGUUUUCAGUGCUAUCCAUGGAUUUAGAUAAGAUGUAUUAUACAUCUAAGUACACAAUGUCUGCUCAUUUCACGUUUGGGUUUAAAAAAAAUAGGUUGCCAGAUGUUCUAUUUUGAUAGUGCCAAAAGUCAUGAAGUUAUGUAAAGUGACCAUCAGAGUGCCUUUUAAUAUUAUUAUAAUUAUUAUUUGCGUUAUUAAUAUCAUUCAGAUUGUGUUUGUAUGUAAAUAUGUACAACAUGAACAUGUCACAACCGGCAACCCAGUCAGCAACAACAACAACAAAGUGGAAAAAGGUACCCGGACAAUAAAUACAUGCAAUAAACCAA
Nerophis ophidion (straightnose pipefish) is the source of this 9984-nucleotide messenger RNA. It is a transcript of the gene axin1, whose product is annotated as axin 1. The record is from RefSeq and is a predicted model, not a curated record. Lineage: Eukaryota; Metazoa; Chordata; Actinopteri; Syngnathiformes; Syngnathidae. Gene Ontology annotation, biological process: negative regulation of canonical Wnt signaling pathway. The transcript has 12 exons. Bases 2373 to 4757 code for a protein of 794 amino acids.